Molecule: messenger RNA, 5574 nt
Organism: Polychytrium aggregatum
Lineage: Eukaryota; Fungi; Chytridiomycota; Chytridiomycetes; Polychytriales
Exons: 4
Coding region: 1-5574 (1857 amino acids)
Cellular component (GO): cytoplasm
Molecular function (GO): protein kinase binding
Source: RefSeq, a predicted model, not a curated record
AUGGCAUCGACACCCAAGAAAGCUGCCUCCAGCUUGAUCAACGAGGACCAGUUUAUCCAUAACCUGGCCUCGUACAUACGCACGAACCACAAGGACUUCCUGGGCGACGAGUCUGCCUCGCCUCAGCCUGCUCCCGCAUCUCCCACCAGCACCAGCACCAAGCCAGGCCUCAGCCGCCACAAGUCCAAUGCCUCGGCAUCAUCGGCGGCUUUGAUGCGCCAGAACUCACUCAAGACCCUCGGCACCUCGCUUGCGGUGACGUCGGUCAACAUCCUGACUUCGUACGGCGUGCCCACCAUCUUUGGCUCCAAACCGAAAGAUCACAGCCAUCCACCCGCAACCUCAGCCGCUCUGCCAGAGGGCUAUUCUCCCGAUCCCUUCCCUCCCAUCGGCACCGGCAUUUCCUCUGCAAUUACGCCACUUGCGUUCGCCCUCGAUCCGUACCAUCUGUCUACCAUCGUCCGUCGCUUCGGUGCUUCCAAGCGGGUCCUUGACUACACCGCAUCCAAAAGUGCCGCCGAUUCUGGACCGACCGGCAGCGUCGACGCCGCCAGCAGUACCAACAACAGCAGCCAGCAGCCAGCCGACCGUGCCGAGGCUGGUGCUCUUCCAACAACCCUGAUCGAUGCAUCCAAAUCAGUCCAGGAUCAGCCUUCCACAGCCCCCAAGAAGGAUGGUCUGGCAGGUCCGACAAUGUCCCGGUCGGCAUCCAACGGGUCACGCGAGACGUCCAGAAAGAAGACCCCUCUGACGCCCGGGCAGGUCGAGGACGAUUUGCUGUUCCUGUUCUGCUUCUUUGAGAAGCUUCGGACCCUGAAGCUCGCCAACGUUGCCCAGAAGCGCAUCGCCGGGGUUGACUAUGGGCAGCCUCCGGCCCUGGGCCUGGGGGCUUUCUCGAACCUCACGGGAGUCGAGCUCUACAAAGUCUCGCCGGCUCUGAUUGUCGAGUGGGGCUGUCUUAGACCCAAGCUGCAGCACCUUGUGUGCGAGGGCAGCAUCGAGAGCACCGAUAGCCUCGUGGUCGCCUUGCAGGAAGCUGCGACGACGCUAACAGCCCCGAUUCCCGACGAGUCACUCAAGACGGAGCAUGUCGAUCCCGCACUCUUGCCCGCCUUGACGCAUCUCAGCCUUGCAAAAUGCUCGCUGCCAUCUUUCUCGCCCGUCCUGGCCGACCACAUCCCUGCUGCGAGCCACAUCGACCUUAGCGAAAACUACCUUGAGGCUCUGCCACUUGCCUUGGCGCCGCUCACGCAUCUCCAGGCGCUUUCCCUGAACUCCAACAUCAUCGCCUCGUUUCCCGACAGCUUCGCCUCCAAGCUCACCGCACAGGGCGCAUUCAGGAACUUGCAAAUCCUCCUGCUCCGAUCGAACUGCCUGGAAAGGCUUUCGGGGUUGGAGGCCUUCCAGGACAACCUGCGUGUCUUGGACUUGCGAGACAAUCGCAUCUGGGAUGUGUACGAGCUGACCCGCGUUGGCAAGAUGCGAAGGCUGGUUGACCUGCGGGUCGACGGCAACCCGCUGACAAAGACGGACCGGUACCGCGUGAACAUCUUCACGUACUUUGACAGCCGUGCGCUCAACGUUGUGCUUGACGGAACGCUGCCCACCUCUGCCGAGCGCAAGCUGAUCCAAUCCAAUCAAGCCGUCGUCGUUCGGGAAUCUGUUGCCGUGGAUGAAAUCAACAGCAACCACAGCGAUGCUGCGUCGGCGGCCCAGACCGCCAAUACCAAUGUCACAGAUGGCGAGUCCCAGCCCCAGUCCCAGCCCCGGUUCACAGAUGUUGCCAGCGCUACCCUGCUUGCCAAGCGCAAACUCAAGGGCCGGCUCAAGAACAAGGCGACAGCAUCUGCGACCGCAUCUGCGACUGGCUCGGCUGGACAUCUUGAAUCGGGUGCAGUUGACGGUCCCGAGACAUCUGAAAAGCCUUCGAGAGGCACGUUUUCAGAUGCCUCGUCGGACGCUCCCACAGAGGGCGGAAAGACCACCGACGAGACUUCCGAGCCCCGCUCUGUCGGGAACACCGAGCCUCACGACUUAUUGGUCAGUCAUCGGAAACGGGCCGCCGGCCGCAAGCCCACCCGAGCCGACUCGCUGCCGCUCCCGCGCCGCCAGAGUGUCGACAGCACUGCUACCUCGCCAACCGGCCUGCUUCCGACUAUCUCUUUGUUUGCUCAUCCUGGGCAGUUUGAGCCACUUCCGCCUGUCAUCGAGCCCUCUGUCAGCCAGGGUGCGACUCACGAUGCCCUCUCGAUCACCCAAGUCACGCCGGCAACUUCUCUCAGGGCAACUCCUGUUUCGAGCUUCGACGACAAGCACGUCUGGAAGCAGACCCUCGAGAAACUGGCCCUUCCAGCCAAGGAUCUGCUCGAUCCGGUUCCUUCUGAAGCGUCAAACCUAUCGACGUCUCCACAGAGUCAUUUCGACUCGCUUGUUGGAAGCCCACAGUCCCACCAUUCCUUAGUGCAAGGUGCACGUCAUACCCGACAACCGAGCGCCGCCUCCCACACCAGCGACGCAGCAGCCGCCUCGGUUGACAAGUCGGCACCGGACACGGCAGUCUCGCAGUCUCCACCGCUCAUUACCCCUCGAACAUCGCAGGGGCUCAAGGCCGUUGGUCACUAUCGUCGGCUCUACAGUUUGAAUGAAUCCACGGACUCUGAGCAUAUCGUCAUUGGCCAGAACGUUGCCAAUGCCGCCGGUGCCGAUAACCAUUCGAGAUCUCCACAGCGACAGGGGUCCGCGUUCCACCAUGCAACGGCAGCGCCUGAUCCAGAGGUCGAGACUGGCAAGUCGCUGAGCGAACUCAAGAUCACAAUCAAGCCGCCGGCCUUCAAAUCCUUCACCGUCAGCCUGCGCAACCCUGUGCUCCCCAGACGCAGCGAUCUGACGGCGUUGUUGUCAGCGCAGCGACAAGAGAGUCUCCCCUCCGACACCGCUCGACCUCAGGCGGAAUAUCCGGCAGCAGAUGCACACGAAACCCGCAGCACCUCGACACCCACAAUCGUGCUGGCUCGGCCACUGAGCAAUCGACUGGUGUACACACCCUCGGGGACCGUUAAAGGCAGCAGUGCCGGCUCGCGCAUGUACUCAGUCUUUGGCGACCGCGUCCGCUCGACCACGUCUGUGGCCGGCCGCCUGUCGUCGCAUCUCGGGACGGUCAAGAGCGCCGACCGCAACAGCAGCGACUCUGCAGCACUGCGCUCCUCGUCGGCAUCCAUUUACCAGCAGAGCUGGUCGCACGCAUCCACAAUUCCCUUCCUCAAGAUGACCAACGCCUUGCAUCUGUACCUCAAGAUGCACGUUUUCAGUGCGCCCGGUGAGCGCCAUCUGGCCUGGAUUCCGCUCUCGUACAUCCCCCAGCUGCCGCCCUUCAUCAGCUCGAAUCCUGCGCUGCUUGGCGGUGGUGCGGGAGGCGACAGCUCGGUUGCGGGCCAGAGCAACGCCUCAGGACAGGCAUCUCCCAAUCUCAGUGCCGCUGCGCCCUCGGCUUCGGCCAACACCAAGCCAAGAACCGGCGGCUGGCUUUCGUUCAUGACGACCUCGGGCGCUGGCGGAGCGCCCAGCAACCGCAGCGCCACCGAUAUCAGCCCCAAGGUAAUGAAUGCCCUCAUGACCAUCAAGCCUUCAGAACGCCCGUGCUAUCUCCUGUUGUCGGAUGCGCAUCUGUACAUCUUUUCGCCGCUCGCCGCGUUCCCCUAUCAGCCCGAGGAUGCCAGCGAUCCGUACGCUCAGCAUCUCAAGAGGCAGAGCGAGCAGACCAAUUACGACGAUCCUUCCAAGUAUCUCAAUUUGAUCUACAAGAUCCCCUUUUCGUCGCUUGGCCGCCUCGAUGUCGGACCUAACCGCCAGUACAUAACGGUGCACUUUCUCUACGCCGACUCCAAGGUGGGAACGGCCCUGCCUGCAAGUGGCUCGACUGCGAUCAGCGCCAAUCCUACAGGCGCUGUUGCCAGCACCCCGUCGACAGCCAUCGCGGCAGCUGCUGCAUCGACUGCAGCCAUAGGCGUUGCCGGCGUUGCAGGUGUCGCAGGCGUCGCCGGUGCCACUCUUGGGCUCUCAGCGAACCUUGUGUCGACCUCAGGCCCAAGCGUUCCGCAGCCCCAGCACCAUGGACAGACUCCAUUCACAUCGCUUGUCCUCGUCACGCGCGACAAGGCCCUCACCAGCCAGAUCCUGGACAACCUCAUGCCGAUCCUCUAUGAAAGCGAGGGCACGGUCGCGGACCGAGUCAAGGGCCCGGACGGGCGAAUCCGUAUCCUGAACCAGGAUAUCGAGUGGGCCGUCAAAGGCUACCUCGAGCGAGUGUUUUUCCGGCGAGGCGAGAAGGAGAUGGAUCUCGAUCGAAUCGGCGCAAUGCAGUAUGCCGAGGACACCGAGCCUGGAGAGAGUCCUUCGAGCGGCAGCACGGGCACGCCCAACGCAAGUCUGCCCAAGCCCACCGAUGACUCGCCCAGAGCCAAGACCCCGGACGGCCUGCCACGAUCCAAGACUCCGAGCGAAUCGCCCGCAUAUCAAGCUCCGGCUACCGAUAUCGCCAAGAAGCCUACGAGCUGGACACAGACCAAACUCAUUCUCGACGACGAGCUCGAUGCCGUUGUCAACGAAGCGGUCGAGUCCCUCAGCAAGGUCAGCUUUGAUUUUGUCCGUCUCUAUCAGCUUGUGGGCUAUGCCGAGCUCAAGUUCCGGGAUCCAGCAGUUGCAUCUGCCGGAGCCAAGGCCACGACGCCUCGGCUUGAGUCGCUGUCGCUGCUGGGUACACAGGAGUACAUCUACCUGGUCCGAGAGCGACUGGACGCCUGGCCUCCCCUCGUGUUCCCUCCUGAGAUCACCUCGGCGCCCGGCGGAGCCGUGAAUGCCGCCAUCGAGGACCUCAGCCCCGAGCUCAAGCACUCCAAGGGAUGGGUUGUCGACAUUGUCGGACACAUCCACUCGGUCUACACGGCAGCUCGGGUCAGCAACAUUGUCAAGGUCGAGCGAUGGAGAAGCUGGCGCUGGACCGGUCGCGAGACCGUCCAGCAAGUCGGGGCAACGGGCAGCGACGCCGGCAUGGUUCUAAUGAACGGCGGCAUCGGGUCGCUCGAAUGGAACACGAUCACCGCCAAGGCGGCCGAGACCCAAGUGAAGAGAUUGCCUCUGGGGCGCAGCAAACUCCAGGGCACACAGAACUAUCUCUUGAUCGAAGGCAACGCUGCCGGCUGGGGCUGGUGGGUGCGCAUUACUUUUGCGCUGCCUCUGGCGGGCUCGAACUCGGGCGGCAGCAAGCGGUUUUGGUGGGAUCUGUUCUUCUCGACGCUCAAUUCGGCAAACGAGUUCCUGGCGUUUGUGGCCAACCUGCGGGGAUCCAAGCCGGACUGCGAGCCCGAAACCCUGCCGGUGCUUGAUGCUGAGACCACAGCCCAAGCCGCGGACGACCGCGACCACGAUGAUACCUCUUUCCCCGCCAACACAGAUGCCGAGACCGACGGCGCUGCAUCAGGAAGCCCCGAGAGCCAGCCUCGAUUCGAUCCGCGGCCAUCGUGGGAACUAGAUCUGCGCCCCGACGGCGUUGCUUUUGUUAUUGGCGAUGACGCCUGA